This is a messenger RNA of Plasmodium gallinaceum, 1983 nucleotides long. It is a transcript of the gene EVP1, whose product is annotated as erythrocyte vesicle protein 1, putative. Lineage: Eukaryota; Apicomplexa; Aconoidasida; Haemosporida; Plasmodiidae. The record is from RefSeq and is a predicted model, not a curated record. The transcript is spliced from 2 exons. The coding region runs from base 1 to 1983 and encodes 660 amino acids.
AUGAUGAUGUUCACAAAUAAAGGAUCUGAUAAAAAAAGUGGUGCUACUCCACAUAUGAUAAUAUACACUCGAGAGACUUUGCAAACUGAUGUAAGUGACGAUGAUGAUGACGGAAAUGAAACAGACGUAUCAUAUUGUGAUUUAUCUGAUAAUGAGAUAGGAGAUGAUGAAUGCUUCGUUUCUACUUCUGAUUUAAGAGAAAUUUCUAAAAGUGCUUUAGAAAGUAUAUCGGCAGAUCUAGGAGAUAAUGUAACUUCAGGUGCAUGCGCAUCUUUAGAAGAUGAGGAGACUUCUAAAGUUAGAUCUCAAUUAUCAGAAUUCCUAAGUAUACAAGAAAAGUCUUAUACACAGGAAGAUUAUGAGAGAAUGGGAGCAAGAAGAAAAGAAAAAUCUGUACCUUCUCCAGUAGUAGAUGAAGAGGAAAAUAAAGAAAAAGAAAUGAAAAAAAAAGAAGAAGAGAUGAAAAAAGAGGAAGAAAAUAAAAUGAAAAGAAAAGAAGAAGAAAAAAAUAUGACGAGAGAAGAAGAAGAUAUGACAAGAGAAGAAGAAGAAGAUAUGAUAAAAGAAGGAAGAAAGAAAAAAAGAGAGAAAAAAAAUAAAAACUAUAGUUCAAUAGAAAAAUUAAAAAACUUAUUUAAAAGAAGAAGUAGAGGUAGUAUUUCGGGUAAUGAAAAAGGCGAAGCUGCUCCACUAAUUAAAUCAAGUAUAACAUUAGAAAAAGAUGAUGGAAAUGCAAUGAGCAAUGUCUUAGAAAUGGAUAAUCCAGUGGAUAUAACUGUUAUAAAUGACAAAAAAUAUUAUGAAAAGAUGUUUGCUCGUUUCAUUGCAUUAAUUCUUAUAUUUUCUAAUAAACCAAAUAAUAUUGAUGAUCUUGCUCAAAUAUUACCAGAAAAAUAUAUGUUGCGUUAUGUAGAUGUUAAUGGAAGCUUAUUAAGAGCAUGUAAAAAUGAAUUUCCAGGUAGAAUUGAAGAAUUUAGAAAAGAUGUAGGUUUAAAUAUAGUACCAACUAUGGGAGCUCUAAAAUAUUAUUUCCUUUUUGAUCGACAGGUUAAAACCUUAUAUCAUUUGUUACGUGAUACAAUAAAAAGAAAUAGAGCUUUAAUUUCAGUUAUUGAACCAUUAAGUAGUACUAGAGAAGCUGAUCAAGAAAGGUCAUUACAUAAAGGGUCAGAUAUUGUUCAAUCAACUCGAGAUUUAUAUGAUAUUACCUUAUCUCGUUAUAAUGCUGCUUAUAAGAAUACAAGUAGAGUAUUUUCAUUUUAUUUUUAUCAUUGGAUUGAUAAAGCAAUUACUGCUAUAAAAAAAAAGGAUAUUCCAUGGAUUGAAGGAGAAAGAAGAGAUUUAAAUGUUUAUUUAACAAUUAUUGAAAAUAAAUUGAAAUACUUGACUCAAGAUCUUGCUUUGUAUAUAAGGUUUCUUUUUCAUCAAGCUAAAAAAGAUAAUUUAUUUAGUAGUUCAGUUGAACUUUGCUAUACCUUGUUUUUUGAACAUUACAAAAAUUUAAUAAACAAAACAAUACAAAUUUUUGAAAUUCAUAUACAUAGUACUCCCUCUAAAAAUAUAGAAUCUACUUUAAGAAAAGUAAGAACUAUUUUUCAGGAUCAUCAGAAGGAAGUACAAACAGAAAUUCAAAAAUUUUAUAUGAAUAAUGUGCUGAUACUAAAUACUAAAGAAUUAACAGAGAAUUAUAUAUUUAAAGAAAAAUAUAGGCAAUCAGUUGCAAAUGAUUACAGUAGGGAAAAACAGAAAAAAUUUAUAUCUCUUUUACCAUGUAUUUUCUAUUAUUCUAAAGUUAUUUUAGCUUCAGCAACAUUACUGAUAUCUUUACAAAACGUAGAUGUUCUUUUUGACGAUUUGAUGCAUCAACGUAUAAAAUUUGCUGAUGCAUUGGAAAUUGUAAGUUUCCUUGAAAAACAUAAAAAGGAGAGUAAUCACGUUUUUGCUGCGUUUGGUGAUAUGGAAAAGAAACUUGCUAGUGAUUAA